AUGGACAAGAAAGGCAAAAUGCAAGCAGAGAAGCACCUCACAGGAACGCUGCUCCUCUCCGUCUUCACCGCGGUGUUGGGCUUCUUCCAGUACGGCUACAGCCUGGGUGUCAUUAAUGCCCCCCAGAAGGUGAUAGAAGCCCACUACAGGCGUGUGCUGGGCAUCGUCCCCCUGGACAGACAUGCCACCAACGCCUCCGGGGAGGAUGGCACCGUCCCCGUCCCUGGCACGGAGCCCUGGGGUGGCACCGAGGGCACGCUCGCACCCCCGGCCGACACCAGUGAGGACCUUGCCGCCUCCCCGCACAUCCUCACCAUGUACUGGUCCCUCUCCGUCUCUGUGUUCGCCGUCGGCGGCAUGGUCUCCUCCUUUACCGUGGGUUGGAUCGGCGACCGGCUGGGGAGGGUGAAAGCCAUGCUGGUGGUGAACGUCCUCUCCAUCGCUGGGAACCUCCUCAUGGGGCUGGCGAAAUUUGGUCCGUCUCACAUCCUCAUCAUCGCCGGGAGAGCAGUGACGGGGCUGUACUGCGGGCUCUCCUCCGGACUCGUACCCAUGUACGUCAGCGAGGUCUCUCCCACGGCCCUUCGAGGAGCACUGGGGACGUUGCACCAGCUUGCUAUUGUCACGGGUAUCCUCAUCAGCCAGGUCCUCGGACUAGACUUUCUCCUGGGCAAUGACGAGAUGUGGCCCCUGCUCCUCGGUCUGUCUGGUGUGGCUGCCCUCCUGCAGUUCUUCCUGCUCUUACUGUGCCCCGAGAGCCCCCGAUACCUUUACAUCAAGCUGGGGAAGGUAGAGGAAGCUAAAAGAAGUUUAAAAAGGCUCAGAGGAAACUGUGACCCAAUGAAAGAGAUUGCUGAGAUGGAAAAGGAAAAGCAAGAAGCUGCUAGUGAAAAGAAAGUCUCCAUAGGGCAGCUUUUCACCUCUUCGAAGUACAGGCAGGCUGUCAUCGUGGCACUGAUGGUGCAGAUAUCUCAGCAGUUCUCAGGAAUCAACGCGAUCUUUUACUACUCUACAAACAUUUUCGAGAGAGCUGGAGUUGACCAACCAGUUUACGCAACCAUUGGCGUUGGAGUGGUGAACACAGUCUUCACUGUUAUCUCCGUCUUUCUGGUGGAGAAGGCAGGCAGGCGGUCCCUGUUCCUGGCUGGUUUGAUGGGCAUGUUAAUAAGCGCCGUGGCCAUGACAGUUGGACUUGUGCUCCUGAGCCAGUUUGCCUGGAUGAGCUAUGUCAGCAUGGUGGCGAUCUUCCUCUUCGUCAUCUUCUUUGAAGUCGGGCCCGGGCCCAUCCCCUGGUUUAUCGUAGCCGAAUUGUUCAGCCAAGGCCCACGCCCCGCCGCCAUCGCCGUCGCCAGCUUCUGCAACUGGGCCUGCAACUUCAUCGUGGGAAUGUGUUUCCAGUACAUAGCGGAUCUGUGUGGACCGUACGUGUUUGUGAUCUUCGCGGCUCUGCUUCUAGUCUUCUUUCUGUUUGCAUACUUCAAAGUACCGGAGACGAAAGGAAAGUCCUUUGAGGAGAUCGCCGCUGCGUUCCGCCGCAAGAAGCUCCAGGCCAAAGCCACGAUUGAGCUGGAAAACCUGCGAGGCAGCGAGGAGGCAUAG
Messenger RNA from Gymnogyps californianus (California condor), 1599 nucleotides. It is a transcript of the gene SLC2A2, whose product is annotated as solute carrier family 2 member 2. NCBI's taxonomy places the organism in Eukaryota, Metazoa, Chordata, Aves, Accipitriformes, Cathartidae. The transcript has 11 exons. Gene Ontology annotation, cellular component: brush border; membrane. The coding region runs from base 1 to 1599 and encodes 532 amino acids. Gene Ontology annotation, biological process: D-glucose transmembrane transport. The record is from RefSeq and is a predicted model, not a curated record.